GGCAAGGCACAUAAAUAAGACAAUUGGUUCUGGCAAGUAUUCUGACUACAUAAGGUUAUACCUGGAUUUAUUUUACCUCGAAGAGAAAAGUUAGCCAACACUUAUGCCGCUGAUGAUGAGGGUGAACGUUGUUUUGGGCGUUUGCCUUGGUACCCUCUUGCUGGGAUUUCCCACCAUUAGUUCACGUCAUGUGAAUAUCCCCAUACCAGACGGACUGGAAGAGGACAUCUUGGGCGACCGGUUAGUGGCAGACAAGCACCUGACACAGCGUUUUUCACAGUGGUAUCACAAACGCCAGCAGCACGCUCAGAAGAGGUGUGGUCUUCAGGAUAUUCCUCCUAUUAACCCGCACUACAAGAUAGUUGGCGGUAGACAGGCUAUACCUGGAAGCUGGCCAUGGAUGGUAUCAAUAUAUCAGACAACACUAGAGAAUCACAUUUGUGGUGGCUCACUCAUUGAUGAGCGAUGGGUUCUAACUGCAGCGCAUUGUUUUGAUAUGCUGCAGGCUGGUGUCGUAACCUACUCCAGCUACAUCGUGCGUGCUGGGAAAACUUUGCUGGACGAAGAAGAGGAUACGGAGCAGGAUUUGGAAAUCGAAAAAGUUAUCAUCCAUCCUUUCUAUAACAUAAGGACACUGGAUAACGACAUAGCCUUGGUGAAGUUGACGUCACCAGCUAGAAAAUCACAAAGCAUUUCUCUGAUUUGUCUGCCUUCCCCAAACGCAGGGCCUUUGGAACAUUGGAAAGAACUGGUGGCUACAGGGUGGGGAGCAACGAAGUCAGGUGGCAUUCCUGGGAUGAUUAAGAUGUCCUCAACCCUUCGACAGGUGGCUCUCCCUUUGAUUCCUCGCCAAACUUGUCAAAACUUCAAUUGUUGUCAGCAGAACCUAACAGAGAGCAUGUUCUGCGCUGGAUACGAGUUGGGAGGCAGGGAUACGUGUGAUGGAGACAGCGGAAGUCCGCUUCAGUUCCAGAACUUUGGUAAAUGGUUCAUCAAAGGCAUCGUGAGCUGGGGAGGGGCGGGACCCACGGACUGCGCUCAGCCAAUGAAACCUGGCGUGUACACGGAUGUCUUCCAGUUCGUGUCGUGGAUCCUGGGGAUAGUGGCGGACCUUUGCAGUGUAGUGCGAAUGAAAAAUGGUUCCUCCAAGGCAUCUUUGUUGUCCAAUGGCGCCCAUAUUUGCGGAGCGACCCUCAUUUCCAGCCGAUAUGCCAUCACAGCCGCUCACUGUGUCAGCAGCACAGGCAACCUGAACAGGUACAAACUGGUUCUGGGCUCUCACAGACGCUCGUCCACUGAUUCCGGACAAGUCACCGCCAGCAUCUCCAAGAUAACACUCCACGUUAACUACAACUCUAACACCCUCAACAACGACAUUGCUAUGAUAGAGUUAUCGUCCUCAGUGUCCUUCAGCGAUACUAUUUCCCCAGCUUGUAUCGCCACCACAGACUUCCCUGCAGGCACCAUGACCACUGUCACCGGAUGGGGAACCAUGUCCAGUGGAGCGGGGUCGUUACCAGAUCGCCUGAGGGAGGUGGAUGUACCCUUGAUCUCACACAGUCAGUGUAGUAGCUGGGUUAGCGGCGUCUCUUCCACCACCAUGAUCUGUGCCGGGUACCAAGAGGGAGGAAAGGACUCAUGCCAGGGUGACAGCGGGGGCCCACUGGUGGUGUUGUCUGGAGGAAAAUGGUACUUAUUAGGUGUUGUGAGCUGGGGUUACGGAUGUGCCGGACGUCAAAGUCCCGGGAUCUACACCAGGGUGCCCAACUACACUUCCUGGAUCAAGCAGUACUCCGACUUGUAAACAGGCUAACAAAUCUGAACAGG
Liolophura sinensis is the source of this 1827-nucleotide messenger RNA. RefSeq names its product transmembrane protease serine 9-like. The transcript is spliced from 13 exons. Bases 104 to 1804 code for a protein of 566 amino acids. The record is from RefSeq and is a predicted model, not a curated record. NCBI's taxonomy places the organism in Eukaryota, Metazoa, Mollusca, Polyplacophora, Chitonida, Chitonidae. Gene Ontology annotation, biological process: proteolysis. Gene Ontology annotation, molecular function: serine-type endopeptidase activity.